AUGGUCCGCAUCUCCAACCUCACGCUUGCGCCACUAGCGUUGGCCGUAGCAGGCGCAUCGGCAAAGACAAGCCUCUACCUCUCGCCCGCACGCAACAUCGCAGCACCUAUCCGUAUCAGUGCAGAAGAGGCAGAUCGUGUUCUUUCGCAUCACAUCAACACCGGUGAUGCAUUGGACCAGAAGGAUGAGACGGAGAUGUGGGCUCAUUUGCUGUAUUCCAACGAGGAGGUGGACCAACGUGUGAUGGUGGAACGAUUGUUCGAUGGACAUGAGCAAGAGCAGAAUAGGUUGCUUGUGCUUAUGCACGGGUCUGCGUAUGAUGAUGUGAUCCCAAGCCAUCUCUCCCCAACGCACACUAUCUCUACCUCUCCCAACUCCAACUCCUUCGACGCCCUCUUUGAUAGCUAUCUCUCCUCCGUCUCGCAAAUCCUCAAAUCCUCCGACUCCGCCUUCUCCCACCUCGCGGGGACCUUCAUGGACGGAUUCAGCGCUAGCAUCGAUUGGCUCAGCACCACUUCCCACUCCGCUGCCUCCAAAUGGUCCCAGGAAGCAUCCGAGUUGAAAUCCACCGCAUUCAGCAAACUUGAAAAAGAGCUUCGAUCGGCUGAAGCACUCCUUGCUAAGCUCGAGUCGUCCGGUAAAAACGAGGAUCUCUCCCUCCAGCCUUUGCGUUUUGCAGGCCUGCAAGAGGUUGAAUCCACGUAUGGAGCUGAUAGCGUCGAGUACGCAAAAGCGAAGAAAUGGGUUCAGGAGGCAGUUGAAAAGAUUACUUCGCUGUUUGAGGCUAAAUCGGAAAGUCAAGGUCGUGCUGCAUCGAUUGCUUUCGUCGUCACUUCUUCCUCGAACGGCUCUGGUGCGGUUCCACACCUCGCUAAACGCUCCGAUCUCCUCCUUCCGUUCAAACGCCAACUUUCCUUCGACUCCGCACUCAGUUCGCAAGACGCAUUGGAAUCUAAACCCUCCGCCUCCCCCUUCCCCUCCCGCCUCCCCUCCAACCUCCUCUCUACGUGCUUCACUUCAGCCACAGACCUCGAAAAAGCCACAAACAGCUGCUCAGGCCAUGGUGAGGCAGUGAAAACCUCCAAAGGCGGUAAACCGUGUUACCGAUGCCAAUGCAAAGCAACAGAAGUGAGGAAGGGAAAGAAAGUCUACUGGGCCGGUGCGGCGUGUGAGAAAAAGGAUAUCAGUACAGAGUUCGUACUGUUGGCGAGCAGUGUUUUGUUGCUGGUGCUGGCGAGUGUGGGUAGUGUCUACUUUUUGUGGAUGCAAGCAAGUGAGGAGCUGCCUGGGACUUUGGCUAGUGUUAGUAUUAGUCUCAAGUAA
Molecule: messenger RNA, 1323 nt
Organism: Ustilago hordei
Lineage: Eukaryota; Fungi; Basidiomycota; Ustilaginomycetes; Ustilaginales; Ustilaginaceae
Exons: 2
Coding region: 1-1323 (440 amino acids)
Cellular component (GO): endoplasmic reticulum
Source: RefSeq, a predicted model, not a curated record